CAGAGUGCAAGGUGCUGAGGAUUGGAGGUGUCCACUAAGAAAUGUCCAAACCUAUAAAGAAUUUUUAUGAGUUUAUUUGAGCCAAACUGAUGACCAUUGCCGGGAAGCAAAAUCUCCCCGAGUUGAGAAAAUGCUCUGGAGAAGGGCAGUUUGCAGCUUAAAGGAGGAGACUUAAGGAGGGUUACCUGGAAUUCAUUGGUGACAGAUUAAGGGGGCAGGAGAAAGCAAAGUGGGGGAAACUCUGGGAUCGAAUGCAAAGUAACCCGACAGACACACACACAUGCUUUUACACUGGUGGGCACAGGACAGCGAAUUACCAUUUGCAUAGACAGUAUUUGGGGAACAAGAUGACAGUGCGGGGGUUCUGUGUUCUGGUUGGUGGGUGUGCCCUGAGUUGUCUGGAAAAGGAAAUUACUCUGACAUUCUGUAGGUAUGUUAUCUUGGAUGUCAAAAGAGGAGACAGGCUCACUUAAAGUAAUGGGUCAAGGAAGCUACGGGCCUAGGAUAUUCCACCGCCAUCACCGCUUCUCGUUAGGGGUUCUUAUGUUCCCCUGUGUGGUUACUUUCCGUUUCUGAGUUUGCAGGGCCUGCCGUGCUGGCCUCCCCGCAGUUUGUCAGUGUUAGUACGUGGUCCCUUUUUCCACCACACUGGCACGGAAUAGGGGGAGAGGAAGAAACAGAAGGAGUCGGUUGGGGGCUAGGACUCCAAAGGAGGAGCCUGGAUGGGGGCCUGAGAGGCAGGAGCCAGGGGAUCGCAAAGCAGAGAAGAGGACCAGGCUGUUCCGGUUUGGGAGCAGCAGAUGGGAACGUUGGGACACUCCCGUGUAGGCGGGGCACUGAAAUGUCCUCCAAGGGCAAGGAUGGGCCCAGGGAGUGUUGGCCCUUUCGGUGACGCAGACCUCCGCAGGCCCUUUCUACCGGGGAGGGGUUGUACUUUUCCAUCUACUUAUCUACCUCCUCCAUGUGUGUCUGGGUGGCUGCUUAACAGUGUGUGCAUUUGUUAGGCUAACACGAGGAGUCAGCAUCCACAGAGUUUGCCAUAAAACAUAUAUAUGGCACUUAACAAUUCUGCCUAUAAUGUUUUGUUUUCUCCCCAAAGGAAGCAUCUCUAAAAUUUCAAUGAAUCGGCGAGGAAAGUACCUAAAAUACCGGUUUUUCUGCUUAUGUGCCAAACUUGCCACACAGGCACAUUGCGAACAAAAACUAGGCUGUCAAUCAGCAUUUAACUGUGAUACCAAAACUUGCAGAAACCCGGAAGCAAUCAAUGUAAUUAAGACAAUGUCCACUGCUCCAGGCCCCCGUUCGCCACAGGGGCACACCCUUUGGACCACAGGACAACGUCUACAUACACAAAACCACACGCCUGUGUCCCUUGGGUUCUGCUAUCAAAGUUCAGCCAGGUGGCGUGUCAGGAUAGGUGCCGCCGGUCUGCCCUAUACUUGCUCUCACAGUCCCCACUCCUUGAUGCGACAGUUACCAGAGCGGAGCAUCUGCCCGUGUCCCGCAUGUUCCACGAAGCAUGCCGCGGCCCGGAGCGCUCCUCGCAGCUGCGCUCACCUCCUGCAGAGCCAGACCUCGCCUGGCAAGCACACCGUGCCGAGCCCGGGAGCGCGCCCUGAGCGCCUGCCUGUGAUCCCUCGGCCGCGUAGCCGGCAUCGUUAGCAGCCUGAGUGGCGGCUGGGAGCCCCAGGGACUGCCCAGCCUUGCUCCCGGCUCACCCACAAGAUGUGGACAGCCCUGGUGCUCGCUUGCAUUUCCUCCUUAUCCUUCUCUGAGAGCCGAGUGGCGCCCCGGGAUCCAGGGACCUUCGUCUUCAACCAGACGCAGGCUGAUUUAGUCACAAAAAGCACAUCCAGGGAAACAACUGACAGCAUCUUUAAUAGAACCUCAGAGGGCGCGACGACACCCUCUCCUGUCACGUUGGCCAGAGAGACUUCGGGAGCCGCCCACAGCUCCCCUGCAGUCACGGCAGGGAGGACACCCGGGACCAACGGGGGCACCUCGGCAGCUACCGUGGGUCCCGCCAACCUCACGGACUCCAGGGUGCCCACGCCGACGUCCACACAGCCAACCCCGGCGUCCACGGCCGUUCUCAGCACACCCCGCACCCAGGCACCCAGCGACGGUACGUUGCCAACAGCAGCACCCAGGACGACGUUGGCCACCAGCACGCAGACUGCUGCCGCCACCACGGCAAAUGCCAGCAGCGCCCGGGGCUCACAGGGCCCCGCCGAGCACACCCCCCGCCACUCCACAGCCCGCCCCACGCUCCCCACGAGUCCCCACGCACUUAACACAUUCACACAAGGUCCCACCACCCAGCCAUCGACCGCCCGACCCGUGGCAGACACAGCAAGUAGGCCCACCCCGCCCCUCGAGAACACAACCCCAGAGCCCACCCCCUCCGUGGCUGCCGUGUCCACCACGGCGGUGACAGCUGAAGGGCCAGCAGCCAGCACAGUGCCAGCUCCUGUGCCACAGGCCAGCCCCACACCUGGGGUGGAGGCCACGUCCCCCACAACACCGCCAAGCCCUGUGUCAUCUCCACGGGGGGCCACGGGGCCUGCCACGCCCUCCACACCCGAGCAGGUGUGGCCUGAGGCCACAGGUGGCCCUGCUCCCACCAGCCCAACCCCCGGGAGCUCAGGGGACCCUCAGGUGCCAACCACGGACUCGUGCCAGCUCAGCACCCAGGGCCAGUACCUGGCGGUCACCACCAGGGCCCUGCCGCUGUCCCCGGUGAACAGGGGGGCACUGCUGGCCAUGCUCCUGCUUGGGGUGGCCUUUCUCUUCGCGGUCUUGGUCCUGUUUGCGCUGCAGGCCUACGAGAACUACAAGAAGAAGGACUACACGCAGGUGGACUACUUGAUUAACGGGAUGUACGCGGACUCAGAAAUGUGAGGGGGCAGAGGCUGGCCUUCGGCUCCAGCUGGACCCUCCGGGGGCUGGGCCCUGCCCUCCUUCCAUGUUCCCCCGAGACCAAACCAAGUGCUUCCAAAUCCUUUGGUGCAAUUCAGGAGCUCUGCCAGAUGUUUAAACACAUUUAAUUACGGUCGGAUUAAUUCCACGGUCACUAAAAUGUUGCUUUUUUCAUAUUUAUUUUUGUAAACGAUCAUGUCGAUGGAGCGGGCAGUGAUUGGGGUGGGUGGGCCCUGUUGUGUCAGACCCUGGCAGGAAUUAAAGCAACGGCCGCUUUCCAUUCA
Molecule: messenger RNA, 3203 nt
Organism: Myotis myotis
Lineage: Eukaryota; Metazoa; Chordata; Mammalia; Chiroptera; Vespertilionidae
Gene: CUNH11orf24
Product: chromosome unknown C11orf24 homolog
Exons: 4
Coding region: 1726-2901 (391 amino acids)
Cellular component (GO): Golgi apparatus
Source: RefSeq, a predicted model, not a curated record